Messenger RNA from Arabidopsis arenosa, 6956 nucleotides. The record is from the annotation of a GenBank genome assembly. NCBI's taxonomy places the organism in Eukaryota, Viridiplantae, Streptophyta, Magnoliopsida, Brassicales, Brassicaceae.
UGAGUAUCAUCGUCUUUGAAUAACUUGAGCGGAACUUGAAGCUUGUAAUGGAAAAUUAGGGUUUUCUUCUCUUUUCUACCUUUGCUUAAUUAGGGAAUUCGAUUUGAUUCCGUUGCAAUGGUGGAGAGACGGAAUCCUUUGGUUCUAUCAUCCACCAGAAGCACACUCCGUUCAGUGCUCAAUUCGUUACAAACCAGCUCUGCCGAUGGUGACCGAGUUCUGAAUCACGACGGGAUUGUUUUGGGCGGAUCCGACUUGUUACGAGGGACCGUUAGUUUGUCUGCGGGAAUUCUCCGGUGGCGGAGGGACGGAGAAAAUGUUUCCGAUGCAAAGUUGGAUUCUUUAGAUGACUCUGCAUUGGUUGGACUCUCCACUCAAUUGCUCAAGAGACUAUCUAUCAACUCUGGUUCUUUGGUUGUUAUCAAGAACAUUGAAGUAGGCAUUCAACGGGUUGCGCAAGUUGUUGUACUUGAUCCUCCCAAGUCGACGCUGGAAGAUGCAUCUGUCACUCAAGUCCCCGUUUCGGACUCUCUUCAAACGAUGCUUGUAUUUCCCACUUAUGAUUUAAUGGCCCAGCAGUUAUUAGAUCAAGAGGUUGCUUACUUGUCCCCAAUGUUAGCUUUUAAUCUUAGCUUGCAUAUAUCUUGCCUGAAAUCUCUCGUCCACCGAGGGAACGGGGUCUUGGAGAAGUAUUUUGAAGCUAAGUUUGACGAGGAAUUUAUCGGAAAAUCUGCGGCAGAUGGGUUGAAGAUUGGUUUGGAUUUGGAACCUGUGUCUGAUGUUCCAGGCUAUGCAUCACAUCUGAGAGUUUCUUUUGUUAAAAUCCCAGAGUGUGGUACCAUUCAAACCCUGAAAGUCAAUUCGUCAUUUGAAGCUGAAGAGCGACAAGGUUUAAUAGAUUCCGCAUUACAUAAGUAUUUUGGAACUGAUAGACAGCUGUCAAGAGGCGAUAUAUUUCGCAUUUACAUCGACUGGAAUUGUGGUUCAAGCAUUUGUAUUCCAUGUAGUCAAAGGUUGUGCUCCGAAAGCGAUGACUUUAUAUAUUUUAAGGUUAUCGCGAUGGAACCUUCUAAUGAGAGGUUUCUUCGAGUCAAUCACUCCCAAACCGCCCUUGUCCUUGGAGGAACUGUCUCUUCUGGUCUUCCACCAGAUUUGCUGGUGUAUAGAUCAAAGGUUCCUAUGCCCUUGCAGGAGGAGACAGUAAAUAUUUUGGCAUCAGUGCUUUCACCACCUCUCUGCCCAUCAGCACUCGCCUCAAAACUCAGGGUUGCUGUUUUACUGCAUGGUCUGCCAGGGUGUGGGAAGAGAACUGUUGUUAACUAUGUUGCUAGAAGGUUGGGGCUCCAUGUAGUUGAAUAUAGCUGCCACAGUUUAUUAGCAUCAUCUGAGAGGAAAACAUCUACUGCUUUGGCCCAGACUUUUAAUAUGGCACGAAGGUAUUCACCAACGAUACUUCUGCUUCGCCAUUUCGAUGUUUUUAAAAAUCUGGGUUCUCAGGAUGGUUCACUGGGUGAUCGAGUUGGUGUGUCCUCUGAGAUUGCAUCCGUGAUUAGGGAACUCACUGAGCCAGUUUCUAAUGGUGAAAACAGUUCCACGGAAGAAAAAUCGAAUAGCAAUUUCUCUGAAAAUGAAGUUGGGAAGUUUAGGGGACAUCAAGUGCUAUUAAUCGCAUCUGCUGAAAGUACUGAGGGUAUCUCUCCAACAAUUAGGCGUUGCUUUAGCCAUGAAAUACGUAUGGGUUCUUUGAAUGACGAACAGAGAUCUGAAAUGCUGACUCAGUCCCUCCAAGGCGUCUCUCAAUUCCUUAAUACCAGCUCAGAUGAAUUUAUGAAGGGAUUGGUGGGACAGACUUCUGGCUUCCUUCCUCGGGACUUGCGUGCUCUUGUAGCUGAUGCUGGUGCCAACUUAUACAUCAGUCAAGAGUCCGAGACCAAGAAAGUUAACUCUCUGUCAGAUGAUCUUCAUGGAGUUGAUGUACACCAGGCAAGCCAAUUAGGUAACAGUAGUGAUGCAUUAACAGCUAAUGAAGACUUUACCAAAGCUUUAGAUCGAUCAAAGAAGAGAAAUGCAUCAGCCCUUGGUGCUCCUAAGGUUCCAAAUGUGAAAUGGGAUGAUGUUGGUGGGCUUGAGGAUGUGAAGACAUCGAUAUUGGACACAGUUCAAUUACCUCUCCUGCAUAAAGAUUUAUUUUCGUCCGGAUUGCGUAAACGUUCUGGUGUACUUCUCUAUGGCCCUCCAGGAACAGGGAAAACUUUACUGGCAAAAGCUGUGGCGACAGAGUGCUCCUUAAAUUUCCUCAGUGUAAAGGGUCCGGAAUUAAUAAACAUGUAUAUUGGAGAGUCAGAGAAAAAUGUUCGAGAUAUAUUUGAAAAGGCAAGGUCAGCGCGACCUUGUGUGAUCUUCUUUGAUGAGCUUGAUUCUCUUGCUCCAGCUCGAGGUGCUUCUGGUGAUUCUGGAGGAGUCAUGGAUCGAGUGGUCUCUCAGAUGCUUGCAGAGAUUGAUGGACUCAGCGACUCUUCCCAGGAUCUGUUUAUUAUAGGAGCAAGCAACAGACCUGACUUGAUUGAUCCAGCUCUUUUACGGCCUGGCAGAUUCGACAAACUCCUGUAUGUUGGAGUCAACGCUGAUGCAUCUUACAGGGAAAGGGUCCUUAAAGCACUAACUCGGAAAUUUAAGUUAAGCGAAGAUGUAUCUCUUUAUUCAGUAGCAAAGAAGUGUCCCUCUACAUUCACCGGCGCUGAUAUGUAUGCCUUGUGUGCUGAUGCUUGGUUUCAGGCAGCUAAGCGAAAGGUCUCAAAAUCAGAUUCAGGGGAUAUUCCUCCAGAAGAUGAUCCGGAUUCAGUCGUUGUAGAGUAUGUGGAUUUUAUAAAGGCAAUGGAUCAGCUCUCGCCAUCACUCUCCAUAACUGAGCUUAAGAAUAGCGAUGCUAGAAGCGAAUUAGGGUUAGGGUUUGGUGGAUUAGGUGACGAAAUCAUGCAAGAUUGUGACUUUGAGGAAGAAAGCACACAUUCUUAUGUUUCUUGCGUUGACCCAGAUGUUGCUCUCUCUUAUAUCGAUGAGAAACUUGAAAACGUCUUGGGACAUUUUCAGAAAGAUUUUGAAGGUGGAGUUUCAGCUGAAAAUUUGGGUGCAAAGUUUGGUGGCUAUGGUUCCUUUUUGUCUAUGUAUCAGAGAUCUCCUGUUUGUUCACGUCCUAAGACUCCACCAGAAGUUCAGCAAAACCAAUUGGGGGGUCGAUCUAAUUGCUUAGCUUCAUCACUUGUACCUGAACUAUCAAUAUCCGGAUCCGCUUCGAAACCUCCUGCUUCUGAUGUUUUGGUCAAAUUAAAAAAGUUCGUCAAAUCAAGUAAUAUAGGGACACCUGAUAGCAAACAAAAACCUGACACAAAAAUUUCUUCUUCUGCUCCAUCAAAUCAUAAGACUCUCAGACUUCGUAUAAAAGUUGGUUCAAGUGACCUCUCGUCACUGAAAACCGUUUCUACAUAUACUAACGAAGGCCUCAAUAUGCUACCAUCAGCAUCGCGGGUGAAUUGCCUCUCAGAAGGCCUAAAUGGGAUUUGUGAUUCACCGACUAAAAUUCUUAUGGCUAUGGUGUCAUUCCCUUUGCAUAAAGAUCAGCUGUUAUCACCUCUCUCUGAUGAUCUUAUUCAGUUGGGAUCGAAACAAAAGAUUUUGAAAGAUGCUGGAUAUGGUUCUGCAAACAAGUCGGACUCAAAAAGUACACCCGAUGAUUUGGUUGUUUCUGAUUCACAAAAGCGUGCUGGUAAGUUUUCCACUGGGAAGAAGGAAAAGUUAAGGGAUAGGGUAAAGUAUAGGCCACCGUCAAACAAGCGUGACAGAAAUCAUACUGUAUCCAAUACUGAAAAAGAGGCUGACAAAGAGUCCUGCGAGGAGCUUGUUUCCAAGACUAUGAAGCUUCCACUUUUAUCCUGUCUAUCACCGUCAUAUAUCCACCCAGCAAAAGAGAUUGAUAAAGUAUCAGAUUCUAAUGUGGAGGUUAUAUCAAGAGGAACGAACAAAGAUGCAUCUUUGAUGGGUUCAAAGCCGGAACUAGAAGAUAAUGUAGUGGCAUUUUCAGAUCGAAGUGUUAAGGAAACUGAAAGUAUUAACGUAAGAAAAGACAUGUACCUGAUAAAAGGUGAACCUCUAAACUCAUUGGAAAGUAAUUCCAAGAGGGAGAAAGCUCCAAGUAUUGAACAUGUAGAUUGUUCUUCUGUGGUUAAGGGUAGCCAGAGUGAGACAAGGAAUGAAGAGCAAAUUUUAAAGUCAAAACUGCCUAAAGCACAGAAGUCACAAAAAAGUUCAAGCUCCAUUGUUUCCAUGAAUAGUCUGAGAAGCAAGGACGCGGCUGUAAAUAUAGUUAAGAAGAAUGUACCAGAUAAAUUGCAGGAAGAUAUUAAAGAAUCCGAACACAUGUAUAAGGGAUUCUUUGGUGAUUCGAACGAAUCAAAAGAAGAAAAACAAAGUAGUCCGGUACUUAAAGCUGAGAAAGAAAAGCUUUCAGAAGAAAAUGCAUUGGAGGAGAGUUUCAACAGUGUUAAAAAUGAUAAGGAGGCUUGUGACCAUCUAAAUUUGGUAUGUGAACCUGAUUUGAAACACCUUAUUAAGCCGAGUGACUUGAAUGAAGAUAGGCACACCACUAAGCAGAUUGUUAGACGGGAAGUGAAAAAUAAGCAUUCUCUUGAAGGAGGAAUGGAGAAUAUGGGAAUGGAAUCUGAAAGGGAACUUUCUGGGGUUUCUAAGAAACCAAAGACUGGAAAAUCACGAUUUUCCACUGUAGAUCAAACUGGAUCCAACAAAUCCAACCAAAUUCUGGACGUUUUAGAUACUAACAAAACUAUGAUUACUCAAGACUCAGCCGAAAAUGUCAAGGAUUUUGCUAAGGCUUCCUCGCAUGGCGAACGUGAUGACAGAAAGAGGAAACUGAAGGAAAAUGAAGAAAGUGGAGAUUGUAUGAGACUUAGAGAAGCUGCAGUAAUAGAGUCAAGUGGAGAGAACGUUAGAAAAAGUAAGAGGCUUAAAGGUUCAAGUUGUGAUGAAAAAGAGUUGCCUUUUAGUAGUGAAAGCUGUGAUAAGGAAAGAAGGGUUAGUCAAGAAAAUGGUAGAGAUUGUGCUUCCGAUCUACCUUUUACAGCGUCCUCUCGGAGUUUGUGUAAGGAUUUGGGCUCUGAAAUUAUCAAAAAUAAUGUCCGCGAAGUCAAAGGUUCACUAGUUGAAUCAGUUACCCCUUUGGCCUUGAGAGUGUUAGACUCAGGUGAGCUUAAAUCAGGAAGAAUUUCAGAGAGGGAUGAAUACCAUGAUGCUGAUUCUAAUGCUGGUGAUACGUCAAAAAGAUGCCGAGAUGGUGAGGCUUAUAGCACUAUCGAUAGACCAGGGACAACAAAGAAGGCUGCAGAAAAUUCCAAGGAUAGAGAAAGAGCAUACGGUGAAGAUUGUUCAAUUGAAAACUUUAAACCAAAGAAUCCAGGGAGAUAUCCUGGUGAAAAUUGCAUAGAGGGUGACUCUAAGCAAAAGAGUAGGGAAGAGGGGUCAUCUGCACCUUCGAAAGAGAAUAACUGGGGUCUGGUGAAUGACGUGCAAGAUCUUGGCACUGCUGUUAAAGUAAAAAGAAAAGAAAGCAGGAGCAAGAAAAGACCUGCUAGAAAAGUGUCUUUGGAGAGUAAUAAAAAAGACUCAAGGGAAUAUCAAGAUCCUAAUACUAAGCUAGAUAGAAGUGGUAGUCAUUUUUCUUCUCGACAGAAACCUGAUACAGCAAACACUUCUCGUGGGAAAAGCAACCCAUUGGAAGUGACCACUGAGAAAUUAAAGAAUAACUCAGCUGGCACAGAUCAAGUUGAAGUCUUGGGUCACGGCACUGAGAUAUCAAAUACAAAGAAACCGAGACUGCGGAAUGAUAAUCACAGUGUGACCCACAAUGAAGGUUCGCGAAACCAAAAGCAAAAUGGAAGUAUGCAUAAGGAUCAUGUUGGCUUAAGCCCUUUGAAAAAGGAAUCCACGAGUCAGACUGCCUCCAACUCAAUCAAAGAGGCUACAGACUUGAAACACAUGGCUGAUCGUCUUAAGAAUGCUGUGUCCAAUCACGAGAGCACAGGUGUUUACUUUCAGGCAGCUCUUAAGUUUCUUCAUGGUGCCUCCCUUUUGGAGUCAUCUGGCAUUGAUAAUGCUACACAUAAGACCAUUGCCAGAUCCAAGGAUAUUUACGGCAGCACAGCAAAACUUUGCGAGUUCUGUGCUCAUGAAUACGAGAAAAAUAAAGAUAUGGGGGCUGCUGCUCUGGCUUAUAAAUGUAUGGAAGUAGCUUAUCUAAGGAUAACUUAUACCUCCCAUGGUAACAUAAGAAGAUGCAGAUAUGAUUUGCAAGCAGCUUUGCAAGUGAUUCCUUCAGGUGAAUCUCCUUCCUUUGCUUCUGAUGGUGAAAAUUCAAACCACUCAUUGGCUGCGGAAAAGUUUGCUAUGUCCAACACAGUGAGAUCAUCCCCUAACGUAACUGGAAACCAUGUUAUCUCUUCAGGAAACAAUUCCUCUCUUUCACAGCUUUUGGCAUUUUCGCAAAACGUAAGCUUUGCUAUGGAAGCGUCAAGAAAAGCGCAGAUUGCAUUAGCAGCUGCAAAGGGAAAAUCGUAUGAAACCAGAUACAGUAAUGAUGGUAUAACAUGCAUCAAAAGGGCUCUUGACUUGAGUUUUCAGGACAUGGAGAAACUGUUGCAUGUGGUGAGGCUUGCAAUGGAAUCCAUAAACCGGUGAUUAUGAAUAAUAUAUGAUCUCACUCUAAUAUCAAAAACGCAAUACUCCCCACAUGUCAUAUACUACGGGAGAAGAAAGGAAAGCGACCUUGGAAAAUUGAAGACAAAGAAGGCCUAUAUAUAUAAACUUGUUUGUUCUCUUCACAGCUCAAGUGUAUAGUGUUAGGACCUUGAUUUGUGAGACUUGCUCAAGAUUAAAAGAUUCAAGUUACC